Messenger RNA from Clupea harengus (Atlantic herring), 2193 nucleotides. RefSeq names its product transcription factor B2, mitochondrial (gene tfb2m). Gene Ontology annotation, molecular function: rRNA (adenine-N6,N6-)-dimethyltransferase activity; mitochondrial transcription factor activity. Gene Ontology annotation, biological process: transcription initiation at mitochondrial promoter; rRNA methylation. The record is from RefSeq and is a predicted model, not a curated record. Lineage: Eukaryota; Metazoa; Chordata; Actinopteri; Clupeiformes; Clupeidae. Gene Ontology annotation, cellular component: mitochondrial matrix.
CCAGAGUGUUUUGUCGCUUAGUGAUGACGUAAAGGUUUGGGACCCGUGACAAAAACGAUUGCGAAAAGAGGACUACCACCACGCUUGGUCAAUGUCACUGACAGCCUCGGGGAAUGAUGCCGUCGAUUAAGUUUCCUGGCUCCUAAAACCCUUUACAGUGGGCACACGGUUAAUCGGAAAUGGCCUCUUGUGGUGGAUGCAGGAUUUUCGUCCUGACGGUAAAGGGACUGUGUGGACCCGCAUGGUGCAGGCCCGCGGUGGCGCAGUAUGCGUGCCAAACAAGGACAAUCGUUACCUCCACAAGGACCGACUCGCUGGAGCCGUUCUCCUCGGCCCAGCGGAAGACCCCGAGCACGCUGGGGAAAGGCGAGCUCAUCUCGCCGUCCUCGGGGCUUGCACAGAGGAACCUCUCCGCCGUGGCCGUGUCUCUGAAACCGCAUUACCGACCGCACGACUUCCUGGACCUGGGCGACGUGAGGGAGAACACACGCAAAGCUAAGGGGUGUAAAACGAUGAGACGGUUCAUCGUGGAGCCAGCACUCGCUAGACUGGUGACCGACCACUUGUCAAGCGACAUAGAGGAUGGAAAGGCUAUCAUAUUUGAGUGUAAUCCAGGUCCUGGUGUGCUGACACGGUGUCUGUUAAACCGUGGAGCGCAGAGGGUGGUCGCCCUGGAGAGUGACAAGGCCUUCCUACCCGAUCUGCAUGAGCUGGAGAACAGACUGGACGGCCAGCUGGAGGUGGUGCACUGCGACUUCUUCAAGCUGGACCCCAUCGGCCAGGGCACCAUGAGGCCUCCCGCCAUGUACACGGAGAAGCUCUUCACUGACCUGGGCAUCUCGGAGGUGCCCUGGACUGCAGACGUUCCGGUGAAGGUGGUGGGCAUGUUCUCCCAGCGGAACGAGAAGAACAUGCUGUGGAAGCUGGUGUACGCUCUGUGCGAGAGGCUCUCCGUGUACCGCUACGGCCGCGUCGAGCUCCUCAUGUUCAUGAGCGAGAAGGAGUAUACGAAACUCAUUGCCAAGCCUCGGGACAAUAAGAACUACCAGGCCCUGACAGUACUGUGGCAGAUGACCUGUGACAUCCAGCUGCUGCAUAAGGAACCCUGGGCCUCGUUUGUGACGACCUCCAAGCACGGGGGAUUGGCCAUCCCAAGGAGCACGCUGCCCAAUGACCACCUGUGCCUGGUGCGGAUGACCCCUCGAGAGGACUUCUUCACCUCGAACCUCACGCCUCAUAACGGUGGCACCAUGGUCAUGAUGGUGAAACAGUGUCUGGCCAAGAGGAAGGCCAGCCUGGUGGCGAGACUCGAGUCGUGGAGCCCAGGCAGCGGGGCCAAGCUGCUGGGUCAGAUGGGCCUGUUUGCGGACGUGCUGACGGGCCAGGUGUACCCCGACGAGUACAAGCAGCUGUUCGAGCUGAUGGAGGAGUCCCAGGAGUUCCACCAGAGCUGGCUCUACAAGGAGAUCCUGGAGAACACUCAGAACACGGGCAACAACUGAAGCCUCGAGAUCCCCGGAGAACACCAAGGACAUUGGGGUUCCUUCUGAACUCUACUCAAGUGUUACGGUUACCGAGUGAAGAACCCCGGACUGUGGUGGAAACACUUCCUGUGAACUUGUGUGUCUGUGACCAUUUCCAUCCUUCCUCCUCGUCGGCCAAUUGUAAACACGCAACAUAUUUCUCACUAUGUGAUACUCACUUCAGUUGGCACAUCAUUGGAUAUCUAUUUUGUUUUGUCUGGAAGAUUAUGGCUAAAGAAAUAAAAAAUGUCUGACUUUAUAAUUCAUUCAAACAGGCUCGAUGUAUACAUAUGUUGUAUAUCUGUGGCUGUUGUCAACCUAAAGCUCUUAGAAAACUUUACCAUGUUUUGAAGUUGAAGAAAAGAUGGCUUUAAUUAUUUUUGCUCUCAGCAAAGGAAUGUUCAACAAAUAACAGUACAUAUUGCAAACAAGUUAAUACUUAAUUUAAAGAUUUAUUAAAUCAUACAUCAGAUGAAUCUAAAUCAUCAUUAUACAUGUGAAUUUAUACAUAUGAAUUAAUUUACAGGAGCGAGCAAUCCACCCUAUUUAAUACAAUGUACCCAGUUGUGGGUGCUAAGUAUGUUACUGCAUAUGAUGAAGCUAUAGUUCUUCCUUAUCUUCAGUAAUUGUGUGUCUGGAACGUUUUGCAAUAAAAAUGGUUUGUACUAAA